Molecule: messenger RNA, 756 nt
Organism: Phaedon cochleariae (mustard beetle)
Lineage: Eukaryota; Metazoa; Arthropoda; Insecta; Coleoptera; Chrysomelidae
Source: the annotation of a GenBank genome assembly
AUGAGUUGGCAACCGGGCCGCGUGCUGCUGCAAGGCCUCUUCCUGCUCGUGUUCACUUUCCAUUGGUUCGCUUUGGCAACAUUGCCGAGCAACGCGAAAUUCUACACGAUACACUGGAACUCGUCGAACCCCAUCUUCAGAAUCGACAACACCGACAACAUCAUCGAUGUCAAUAGGAAUAACGUUAAGUUUGAAUAUGAUCAGGUGAACCUGAUCUGUCCCGUGUACACGCCAGGCACGCGGGACGACGAAAUGGAGAAGUACAUCAUCUACAACGUCUCCAAGGACGAGUACGAGACGUGCAGGAUAACGAAUCCCAAUCCGAGGAUAAUCGCGGUGUGCGACAAGCCUUACAAGCUCAUUCAAGUAGGCCACGACUACUACUUCAUCUCGACCUCGACCAGCGACGACCUGCAUCGGCGCAUCGGCGGCCGCUGCACCACCCACAACAUGAAGAUCGUGUUCAAGGUGUGGGGCGCCCCUCCGACGGUCGCCCCGCCCCCUCCGCCGCCCGCCCCCACCGCCAAGCCCUCGUGGUGGGCGGUCGCGCCGACGCGCACCUCCCCCUGGACCACCCAGGGCCCGCCUCCCACGCUCGCCCCGCCCCCGCCCACCACCAAGAAGUCCAAGACUUACGACAAGCACCCCAACGAGGUGGUGAAGAGUGAGGAGUUGACGCUCGCCGCGGGCGGCCUGUGCGCGAACGCCGUGCUGGUGGCGAGUUUGUGCGCGUGCGCGGUUUGGAUGCUGCGAUGA